AUGUUUUUGGACGAUGAAGCUAAUAGUGAAGAGCUCCGCCUAGUAAACGGCCCCAAUCGCUGCUCUGGGCAUCUUGAGGUGUUAUACAACCAGCAGUGGGGGACUGUGUGUGACAUUGGCUGGGACGCCCAUGAUGCUCAAGUUGUGUGCCGGGAACUGAAUUGUGGAGAUGCCUCAACAGCAUUUGGGGGAGUUCGCUAUGGCCAAGGGUCUGGUCUGAUUUGGCUGGAGAAUGUGAACUGUACAGGAGAAGAAACUUCUCUGGCUGCAUGUCCCAAAAGCCCCUGGGGAAAGCACAGCUGCAACCACAGCCAGGAUGUGAGUGUAACGUGCUCAGAUGCCCGCUUGGAGAAUGGCACAAAUCCCUGCUCUGGGCAGACAGAGCUGCUGCACAACCAAGAGUGGGGAACCAUGUGUGAUGCCAGCUGGGACACAUAUGAUGAUCAGGUUGUAUGCAGAGAAUUUGGCUGUGGAAAUUCCCUCAAAGAAGUCAGAGGAGCUCAUCAUGGCCAAGGAUUUGAUCCCAUUUGGCUGGAGGGAGUGAACUGUACAGGAAAAGGGGCAUUCCUGAGGGAGUGUCCCCAACGAUCAUUGGGAGGGCACCGCUGCAACCAGAGCCAGGAUGCCAGUGUGGAGUGCACAGGUAGGUUUCUAGCCAAGGAUGCAGGAGAAGAUGGCAUGAGAGGAGACAACGGCAGAGAAAUCCGUUUAAUGAACGGCGCAAGUCCCUGCUCAGGGAGGGUUGAAGUCUUACACAAUGAUGCAUGGGGAACCAUUUGUGAUGCUAGCUGGGAUUUACAAGAUGCCCAAGUCGUGUGCAGCCAGCUGGGUUGUGGAAAUGCCUCCAAAGCAUUGGGUGGAGCACACUAUGGCCAAGGAUCGGGGCCCAUCUGGCUGGAGAACAUCAACUGUACAGGAGAAGAAGCAUCCCUGAAGGAGUGCCAGAAGGGAGGCUGGGGAGAGCACAGUUGCAACCACAGCCAGGAUGCCAGCGUAGAGUGUUCAGGUACGUGUCUUUCACAGGUAGGAACCAGACUGGUGAAUGGCACAAACCAUUGCUCUGGGAGAGUUGAAGUGUUCCUCGAUGGGGAGUGGGGGUCGGUGUGUGAUGAUCGGUGGGGCCUGAGAGAUGCUCAUGUCGUGUGCAGAGAACUUGGCUGUGGAGGAGCUCUCUCAGCCCCAGGAGAAGCCCACUUUGGAAAAGGAAACGGUGCCAUCUGGAUAGAUGAAGCCCAUUGUUUGGGGACAGAAGUUGCCCUUCAGAAGUGCCCAUUUGAAAAAGGACAUGAUUGUAGUCAUAAAGAAGAUGCUGGUGUUGUGUGCUCAGAGGCUUCCCGACUCACUGGGUACUGUGGUCUUUUGACUGGGACUGCUCCUUUCUUCACCUCUACUACCACUGGGGGCACAUAUUUAGCCAGUCCUGGAGGAUUGUCUUCUGCCCACACCAAAGGAGUCCGCUCCCAGGGCCAUUCAGCUUCUGGCCGCGGGGCAGACCUCUCCUGUUGUACUAAGUACAUCCUCCAUUCCUCUUCCAUGCCACUACUGCUUCCCUCUUCUGGUGCGGGGUAUAGCCUCCUCGGCCUCUUCCACAUCCUCUACCUCUUCCUCUGCCUCGUCCUUCGCCUCCUUCUUCUCCAGACACCUUCUCUGUACAUUCCUCAUAUGACGGAGGCGGUGGUAAUGUCCGUUCCUGGUCCACGGGCCCUUGGGCGCCUUGAGCCACUGCUAGCGGGGGUGCAUUGGGAGUUGCAUAUCGCUGCCCCCGAAGAUCUCCGUUUAGUGAACGGCGUAAGUCCCUGCUCAGGGAGGGUUGAAGUCUUACAUAAUGAUGCAUGGGGGACCAUUUGUGAUGCCAGCUGGGAUUUACAAGAUGCUCAAGUGAUCUGUAGGGAGCUGGGUUGUGGAAAUGCCUCCAAAGCAUUGGGUGGAGCACACUAUGGCCAAGGAUCGGGCCCCAUCUGGCUGGAGAACAUCAACUGUACAGGAGAAGAAGCAUCCCUGAAGGAGUGCCGGAACGGAGGCUGGGGAGAGCACAGUUGCAGCCACAGCCAGGAUGCCAGCGUGGAGUGUUCAGGUACACCAAUGAAAGCACCUUUCAUUCUCUCCAACUCAACAGGAACAAGACUGGUGAAUGGCACAAACCAUUGCUCUGGAAGAGUUGAAGUGUUCCUCGAUGGAGAAUGGGGGUCGGUGUGUGAUCAUCGAUGGGACCUGAGUGAUGCUCAAGUCGUGUGCAGAGAACUCGGCUGUGGAGGAGCUCUGUCAGCCCCAGGAAAAGCUCACUUUGGAAAAGGAAACGGUGCCAUCUGGAUAGAUGAAGCCCAGUGUUUGGGGACAGAAGUUGCCCUUCAGAAGUGCCCCUUUAACAUAAAACAUGGUUGUAGUCAUAAAGAAGAUGCUGGUGUUGUGUGCUCAGGUAACUGA
This is a messenger RNA of Anolis sagrei ordinatus, 2424 nucleotides long. The record is from RefSeq and is a predicted model, not a curated record. Lineage: Eukaryota; Metazoa; Chordata; Lepidosauria; Squamata; Anolidae.